AUGCCAGGACCCACCAAUGAUCCUGUGGCAGCGAAACAGGGGGCCUCCAAACUCGCGCCUAUUUUCCAUCGCAUUUCAGCCGAGGAAGAGGCGGCCGCGUUGGAAGCUGCAUGUGUGCAUGGAUCACAAAUGGCGCAGUAUGGAUACCAUGACACGAACCUGCACCCCCUGCCGAAGCAUUUAGUGCGAUACAUUGAGCCCACAGAAGGUGAAUAUGACCAACGUGUAGAGUACGAUAUGGAUGAACAAGAUCAACAGUGGCUCGAUACCCUCAAUGCAGAGCGCCGAAAAGAGCAACUAGACCCUAUUAGCUACGAGGCCUUUGAGAUCAUCAUCGACCGACUAGAGAAGGAAUGGUUUGCCUUGGUAAAGCGAAUUCCCUCACGCUUCUCCAUUGGCGCUGCGAUGGACGAUGACGAAUUCCCAGAGGACUCUUACUGUGCUAUCUGCGACGACAAUGAAUGUGAGAACUUGAAUGCCAUUGUGUUCUGCGAUGGAUGCAAUUUGGCUGUGCACCAGGAAUGCUACGGUGUCCCUUACAUCCCCGAAGGCCAAUGGCUCUGCCGCAAAUGCACCGUCUCGCCCGACCGUCCUGUGUCGUGCGUGCUGUGUCCUAACGAAGGAGGUGCCUUUAAACAGACCACCGAAGGGGCAUGGGCACAUUUGCUAUGUGCUAUGUGGAUCCCUGAGACAGGGGUCGGCAAUACGGUCUACAUGGAGCCGAUCGACGGCAUAAAGGCGAUUCCCAAAGCGCGCUGGCGGCUUCGCUGCUACUUGUGCAACAAGAAAGGUGGCGCCUGUAUUCAGUGCGAACACCGCUCUUGUUUCACUGCGUUUCAUGUGAUGUGUGCCCGACACGCUGGCCUUCUCAUCCAGCCACGGCAUCGCAGCGAUGACGACGAAGAGACGGAGGAUACCAAGCCAGAGACAUGGGCAGCGUACUGUCACCAUCAUUUACCCCCCGAACAGAAAGUAACGUUGCGCGAACGAAUUCGCGGAGACGAAGCCAUGUCAGACACAGACAGCGUGUCGGACGUAUCAACCAGCGAACUAUUGCAUCAGCCGCCACGGCCCGGGACGUCCGCGUACAAUUCUAUCGUCUCGAAAAGUGCCCGAGCUUAUAACAAGCUGUACUCGUCAGGUCCCUUGCCGGUCCCGAACUACAUGGUCCAUCGUGUUAUGGACUAUAUUCAGCGAAUUCAUUUUCGACGCAAACCUCUGGCUGUCUCGAUGAUUGUGCGCUAUUGGAGCUUGAAACGGCAGGAUAUGCGAGGCGCGCCUUUGCUGAAACGUUUGCACAUUGAGCCAUGGACGGUCGGCCACUUUGUCGAUGAGCGAACAUCGGCGCUGAAAUUGGCCAAGUUGCAGUACCUUUUCCGCUUACGAGAAGACUUGGAAAAAGUGCGGCUCCUCACAGAAUUGGUGCGCAAGCGUGAAAAAGAGAAGCUGCGGCAGCUCACCUUGUGGCAGUCUAUGCUGGAUAUGGGUCUUCUGCACAAGCAGGCACAGCUGCGCAAAGCGCUAGCGAGCGUAAAGAGUCUCGACAAAGCAGAAUGGUUCCUCCUGCCUGUGUCCGUGGACGACGUGCCGGAUUAUUAUGAUAUUAUUGCACACCCCAUGGACUGGACAACGAUCCAGAAGAAAAUUGACGAUAUGGCGUACAAUACAUGGGACGAAUGGGCCACCGAUGUGACAUUGGUAUGCACCAACGCGAUGCAGUACAACCGGGCUGACUCGCUUAUCCACAAGACCGCGCAAAAGAUCUUGAAGCAGCUUCCCAGCAUUACACAGCAGUAUAAAGAUGACACAUUUUCCGACGAUACCUCGGGCUUGGAACCCCCAGCGCCCUUGCUGGCCAUGCUGCGCGCACCACAUGCGUCCAUCCCGCCAGGCCAUACGCCUAUGGAGGCACCGCCUGACAACGCAGAUAUGAUGCAGGCGUUCCUUACGCAGUGGUACACAAUCCCACCUGCUAAGGUUACACCGUCGCCCUCGCCCUCCCCAGCGCCUUCGCCUGUGAAGAAAGCGGCGCCGGUGAAGCAAAAGCGUUCUAUCCCUGCGGCGCCCACGCGGCGAAGCACACGUCACGCAGCGCCAGACGUGGAGCCCGCGGGGCCCGUGUCCGAGCCUCGCGUCCUAGAGGAGCUGAAUGCCAAAGACUCGUUUAAGUACUUCAACGUGGGCUGGCUCCUUCCCCCCGGCACGCGCCGCGGCAACCGGCCACGACCGGAGCCACGCGCACCGAAACCGCGGCUGCGCAAAAAGGUCAAAGUGGCUGCCAAGCCCGACGCAGCCGAAGCGGAUAGCUCGUCGCUGAGCGAACUAUCAGAUGCAUAG
Malassezia pachydermatis is the source of this 2337-nucleotide messenger RNA. Its product is annotated as bromodomain and phd finger-containing protein 3. The coding region runs from base 1 to 2337 and encodes 778 amino acids. Gene Ontology annotation, biological process: regulation of transcription by RNA polymerase II. The record is from RefSeq and is a predicted model, not a curated record. The transcript is spliced from 3 exons. Gene Ontology annotation, cellular component: MOZ/MORF histone acetyltransferase complex. Gene Ontology annotation, molecular function: protein binding. Lineage: Eukaryota; Fungi; Basidiomycota; Malasseziomycetes; Malasseziales; Malasseziaceae.